AAAAUCAGGCCAAAAUUAUAUUUUAAAUUUUAUGUUUCGGAAGUAAGUUCAUAAAAAUUAGAAUUUAUCUUUUAGAAUGCGGCAGUUACAAGUAGUGAAAUACCUGUACCCACGGUAUUUAUUAUGUACAUCUCUUUCCCAGCGUUUAAUGUCAAAGUCAGGCGAUGCAAAAUCCUCUGGCACAGGAUCUAAAGAUCCGAAGUGUAAGGAUGGUAAAGAUGAAAAACCAGCGGAGGCGGCAAAGAAACCUGCAGAUACGCCAAAAAAAGAAACACCGCCUAAAGCGGUUAAAGAAACCAAAGUGGCAAUGGCAAAAGAUGAAACAGUAAUAACCGGCGGAUCAAAAUGCAAGCCAACAGUACAUCCUCCAGAAAUUACUAAAAUUAAGAAAAAGAAACCAAAAACUUGCGAUGAAGUGUUACUCGGUAAACCCAAGCAAAAGAAGAAGGAAAUACCUCUAACUGAUAUUCAAGGAGGAGAUUUGGGCUGCCCUAGCAAGACAGAAAAAAAGAAACCAAUAAUUCCAAUUCACUCAAAACGUUGGCAAAAAAUCUCUCUAUUUGGAGUCCUUCCCUUAAUAGCUAUUCUUAGCCUCUUUGUUCUAAGCACUCGCGAAGAAGAUGAGCGCCUAGAAUUUAAGAACUAUACUUACUUGUACAGGCGAACAAAGCCAUUUUGGUUUAAGGAUGGAAAUCGCACUGCUUUUCAUAAUAACCAUAUGAAUGCCUUGCCACCAGGAGGAUAUGAGGAUGAAAUCGAUGAAAAUUCCGUUGGCCAGGAGCCAGAGUCACAGAAGGACAAGAAAGAUCGAUUAAAGGAAUUUGACAAAGUGGUUAAGAACUGGCGGAAACACGCAUCAAAAAGAGAAGAUCAGCUUAAAAAGGAGGCCGCCGCUGCUGAAAAAGAGGCUAGAAAACAGGAAGCACAAUAAAAAAAAGACACGGCCAACUUAUGUGCUUUUCCGAAAGCCAAACGAAGUCCUGAAAGUCGAAGCAACUUUUUCCGUUCCGGUCGUCGUUGACACGUAAUUGACUUUGUCCGCACUUCCACGAGGACAAUUUGUGCGCCACUUGCUCGGACCAAUUAAACGCCAUCGAUGACCAAUUGCAGUUGUCGCGAAAUUGCUGGGGAAGAUUGCCCAAUGUAAUGACGGCAGAUGGAUGGUUGAGGACCCAAAGGAAGUGCAGUGGAGUGUAAUCAAUGCAUAAUUUUAAUGCAAUUCUUGAAUGCAAUUACUGGCGAAUGCCCUUUUGGCUAUAAAAGCCAGGGACGGCCAACCAGCGAACAGCGACCGAAAAUGUACGCCGGGGAAAUGCAAAAGCGAAAGGACAGCAACUCGUUAAUAUUCGGAGUGAUGAAAGUUCAAGUUUUUCGCUGGCUCCCCCUGCUAUUUUUCCUGCUUGUCAGUACGGGGCCACGUGUCGCUGGCAGCUGGCGAAGCGAAAAUUCCCGGGAGGAUCCGGACUCGAAAACACGGUGGGGCAAUCAGUUGCCGGAUAUGCUAGUCGCUUACUAUCGCCACCACGGCGUUCACAGCCUGAUGCUGGUCGUUUGUCACACGGACAUUGGUGAAUUAACCCUCUGCAUGCAAUGUGCUUCUCGGGACAAAUUUAGGGAACACAGGAAAUCUUUGAAGAUUUAUUAAAUUAUUCUUUGGCAUGAAAAGGCAGCAAUUAAAAGACAAUUAAACCUUGA
This is a messenger RNA of Drosophila eugracilis, 1695 nucleotides long. RefSeq lists its product as uncharacterized. Gene Ontology annotation, molecular function: enzyme regulator activity. The record is from RefSeq and is a predicted model, not a curated record. Bases 77 to 931 code for a protein of 284 amino acids. Gene Ontology annotation, cellular component: mitochondrial inner membrane. Lineage: Eukaryota; Metazoa; Arthropoda; Insecta; Diptera; Drosophilidae. Gene Ontology annotation, biological process: mitochondrial electron transport, cytochrome c to oxygen. The transcript is spliced from 5 exons.